Molecule: messenger RNA, 1915 nt
Organism: Populus nigra (black poplar)
Lineage: Eukaryota; Viridiplantae; Streptophyta; Magnoliopsida; Malpighiales; Salicaceae
Product: aspartyl protease family protein 2-like
Exons: 1
Coding region: 48-1520 (490 amino acids)
Biological process (GO): proteolysis
Molecular function (GO): aspartic-type endopeptidase activity
Source: RefSeq, a predicted model, not a curated record
UCACUUCUGCAAACACUUCAGUGUCCACCCUCACUUUCUCGUCUUCAAUGGAAGGAAAAGCACGAAAUGCUCCUGCUCUCCUUUUCUUUUGCUUCACCUACUUUUUCCUUUCCCUCUCCACUACCACUCUCUCGACUUCACCGCAGUUCCAAACCCUAACCGUCAACCCCCUCCCUAACAAGCCCACUCUCUCAUGGGCGGACACCGAACCCGAAUCCGAACCCGAGACUCAAACCCUCACCGACUCAACCUCAACAGAUGCCUCCACCACCACUUCCCUUUCCGUACAGCUACACCAUUUAGAUGCCUUGUCUUCGGACGAAACCCCACAAGAUCUAUUCAACUCGAGGCUCGCACGUGAUGCCUCACGUGUCAAAUCCUUAACUUCUCUUGCUGCAGCCGUUGGCAGCAGAAACAGGACUCGUGCUCGCGGCCCUGGGUUCAGUAGUUCUGUAACAUCAGGACUCGCUCAAGGGAGUGGCGAGUACUUCACGCGCCUCGGUGUAGGGACACCAGCAAGAUAUGUCUUCAUGGUGCUCGACACUGGAAGCGACGUCGUUUGGAUCCAGUGUGCUCCGUGCAAAAAAUGUUACUCUCAAACCGACCCGGUUUUUAACCCGGCUAAAUCCAGAUCCUUCGCCAACAUCCCCUGCGGGUCACCCUUGUGUAGGAGACUUGAUUCUCCAGGUUGCAGCACGAAGAAACAGAUUUGUCUCUAUCAGGUCUCGUACGGCGACGGGUCCUUCACUUACGGUGAGUUCUCAACCGAAACGCUGACGUUUCGAGGCACUAGAGUUGGACGUGUGGCGCUUGGUUGUGGGCAUGAUAAUGAAGGGCUUUUCAUUGGUGCUGCUGGGUUGCUGGGACUUGGAAGGGGUAGAUUAUCAUUUCCUUCCCAAAUUGGUCGCCGGUUCAGCCGGAAGUUCUCUUAUUGCUUGGUGGACCGGUCUGCUUCUUCUAAACCGUCUUAUAUGGUUUUUGGCGACUCGGCCAUUUCAAGAACCGCUCGUUUCACUCCAUUGGUGUCCAACCCGAAAUUAGACACCUUUUACUAUGUUGAGCUUCUUGGGGUUAGUGUUGGUGGGGCGCGUGUCCCUGGGAUCACAGCUUCUUUAUUCAAACUUGACUCGACAGGGAAUGGUGGAGUUAUAAUUGAUUCGGGCACGUCAGUUACCCGGUUGACCCAGCCCGCUUAUGUGGCUUUGCGGGAUGCUUUCCGGGUCGGAGCAUCCAAUUUGAAACGGGCAUCGGAAUUCUCAUUGUUUGACACGUGUUUUGAUCUAUCUGGGAAGACAGAGGUGAAGGUGCCAACGGUGGUUUUACAUUUUAGAGGUGCUGACGUAUCAUUGCCGGCGUCGAACUAUUUGAUACCAGUGGACAAUAGUGGGAGUUUCUGCUUUGCGUUUGCGGGUACAAUGAGUGGAUUGUCGAUAAUCGGGAAUAUCCAACAACAAGGUUUCCGGGUUGUAUACGACUUGGCGGCCUCACGGGUCGGAUUUGCUCCCCGUGGAUGUGCUUGAGUUGUGUUGCGUGCAUUUGGGUAGUUACUACUUCUACUAUUAUUACUUUCCGUUUUGGUAAGGGAUGAAGGUCUUUCCCUACCCUUUUUAUUUAUUUUUCUUUUUUUUCUCUAAAUCAUGGCAAAAAAAAAACAUCUUUUCUUGGAUUUUAAUCUGAGGAGAAAGAGGGGAGAUAAAUUUGGGAUGAUGUGGGUUGUUGAUUGGCUAUUUAUCGUUACUCAACCAUGCUUCCUCUAACAGCAGAGCACAAUGUUUCAUAUAAGCUCAAGCUUGCUUUUAGCUUGAAUUCGCUUGAAAAAUAACUUGUUUAGAAUUCAAAUGCAGAAUUGAUCUUAAUGCAAACUUGAUUUCACAAAUUAUCAUGAAUGAUAAAAGAAAGCCAUCUUCAAUUGUUA